Molecule: messenger RNA, 3135 nt
Organism: Mercenaria mercenaria
Lineage: Eukaryota; Metazoa; Mollusca; Bivalvia; Venerida; Veneridae
Exons: 12
Coding region: 153-1886 (577 amino acids)
Biological process (GO): transmembrane transport; monoatomic anion transport
Molecular function (GO): transmembrane transporter activity
Source: RefSeq, a predicted model, not a curated record
UUUAUGCUACAUAUUAUAUUACUCGUAUUGCUAUAGUGUAUAGUGUCUUAUUUAUUUAAACUUUUUAACGUGAAACAUUUCACAUAUUGAUUUUGUCCUUGAACCCUUGAACUUACGUAUAAAUGGAAUAUAAACGGCAUUUUUAAAGUGCGAUGGCUGACGAAGCAAAAGAAACGGACAAGUUAGAUGCAAAUGUGGAACCAGUUCCAAAAGUCAAGUACAAAGAUCCACACACAUUCCUGUGUUCAACUCGGUGGCGAAUGGCUGCUUAUAUAUUUGUAGGCUUCAUUCUCUUGUAUAUGCAUCGAGUGAACCUAAGUCUUGCCGUUGUAUGCAUGGUUGAUACCACACACACAGACACUACAAUGUUACACAGUAACAACAGUGGAAUAAAGACUUAUAUCAUCACUUACGGUUUCAACGGCUCUGACGAAAGGAACCUAACACCUGUAGCUAACGUUUCUAUUGAUGAGGAAGUGACGCACACAAUCGAGAAAGAGGUUGAAACUAAAUGCGGAAGUAUUGUUUCUGAAGAAAACAAGGACUGGACACCAGAAAUUCACUGGACGAAAUCAGAAAUAUCCUUUCUCUUGUCUUCUUACUUUUAUGGCUCUCUUUGCACACAAAUUUUGGCGGGAACAAUAUCCGACAUUUUUGGCGGGAAACACGUGGUCACGGCAGCCAUGUUACUAAGUACUGUGUGUUCUCUGCUAACUCCGAUUUGUGCAAGAACGAGUAUUAUACUUAUGUUCGUGGUCAGGAUAUGUGUUGGUCUCGCUGGGGGCUCAGUAGUUCCGGCGGGUAUAUCGAUGAUCAAUGCAUGGUCAACACCAAACGAGCGCGCUCUAAUGAUCGCUUUCUGCUCCUCAGGAGCGUUCACGGGAACUAUUAUAACAUUUCUCACGUCUGGGCUCCUCUGUGCGUAUGGAUUCGAUAACGGCUGGGCAUCAAUCUUUUAUAUACAUGGCUGUAUAACGGCGUUGUUUACUUGUUUGUGGAUUUUUGAAGGCCACAGCCUUCCUUCGCAUCAUCCUAGAAUAUCUGAGAAGGAACUGGAAUACAUAGAAACAUCUAGAAGUCACACUACAAAUACGAAACGUCCCAAAACUCCAUGGAAACAUUUAUUAAUCUCUAAACCGCAGUGGGCGACAUUCAUUGCACAUUUCUGUUUCAACUGGAGUUUCUUUACCAUUCUGAUCAAUGUGCCAUUGUUCCUGAAAGAAGUGCUCAAGUUUGAGGUGAAAUCGAAUGGAUUGUAUUCUGCAGUGCCAUUUGUUUUUAUAGUUAUUUCAUCGCUCGUUAGUGGAAAGUUGUCAGCGAUCAUCAUAAAAAGACAAAAUAUAGGACAUCUAGCGACAAGACGUUUGUUUAGCACUGUAUGCCAGUUAGGAAUGGCAACAUGUCUGGUAUGUGCAGGUUACGUGUCCUGUGAAGUACGACAUAUUGCUGUGAUAUUACUGUGCCUUGCGUGUACCUUUGCUGGUUUUGCAUACGGGGGAUUCCUUAGCAACCAUCCUGAAUAUGCGGGACAAUUUGCAGGAACAGCAUUUGGAAUAACAAAUGCAGGUGGCGUUGUUUCAUCAAUUGUGGCAUCCAUAAUGGCAGGUCUUCUUACGCCAAAUGGUCUACAAGAGGAGUGGCAGCGGGUAUUUUACAUGGCUGCCGGAGUCAACGUCGUUGGUACUUUAGCAUUUGUUAUGUGUUCAGACGUAUAUCUACAACCUUGGGCUAGAAACCCGGAAGUGAUCACCAUAGAAGUUGACACAGCCAAGGAACUGCAAGAUAUAAAACCUUUAAACAAGGAAAAUGACGUAAAUGUAUCAGAAACAAUAGCAGAAUUGCAGGAAAUCGGACUGCUUAACAAAGAGACAUCUGAUAAAACUUGAGAAUACAAUUUGAAAAUGAUCAGAAAAAAGAGAAAAUUUAUGCAAGAUAUUAAACCAAUGAUCCAUGACAUAUCUGAUAAAAGCUGAGAAGAAUAAGAAAUACUACAACUUGGAAAUGAUCAAAAAGGAGAUUAAACCACUGAACCAUGACACAUCUGAUAUAACUAGAGACUUAUACGAAGUAGUAUUAGAUCAAAAUGAUCAGAAGAACAAAGAAAUGCAAGAAAUUAUACGAUUAGACCAUGACAUAUCUGAUAAAACUUUAGAGAUACAAGACAUAGUACAACUUCAAGAAGUUAAAAAAAAAUUGGGGAAUGCAGUAAAGUACACCAUUAUACCAUGACAUAUCUUAUAAAACUUUAGAAGUACAAGAAAUAGCACAACUUAAACUUAUCAACAACAAAAAAAAAUACAACAAUUUAUGCCAUUAAACUAUGACAUAUAUUCUGAAAUUUUAGAAAUAUAAAAAGUACAAUGAAGAACAACUUGAAAAUGAUCAUUAUAUUAUAAUAUUAAGAAAGAACACAAUUAAGCAAAGAUAUAAAACUUUAGAAACAAAAAGAAAUUUUAAAAUGGCAUACAUGUCUCCGAACAAAUAGCAGAAAUGCCUGAAACAAGUUGUUUUCAAUAUAACUUCUAAGCAUAAGCAUAAGUACUAUACUACGGGUGCUAUAGAAUAAUUUUUUUAAUUGUUACAUAUCGGACAGGGAAGGUUGUCUCUUACCUUACUAGAAAACAAUAAAUAUUUUCAUAACCACAUAAGCCCACUCCCUGCAUAAUGGCCUGUCAGAGGUAAUCUUUUCUUGCAGUUGUUGAGAGGUUUACAUUUUUUAUGACCAUUUUCCCCACCUGUGCAUUCCUUUUGUCAUUCGGUGUCCUUUGUAUAGUCAAGCUAAAUAGUGCUAGUGUAACACAUUCCACAACAUCUUUAGAAAAUUAAUGUUUUUGCAAACUUCUCUUGGAAUCAAUAGGUAAUGAAACAUCCACAGAAUAGUUGCUCUGAAUAUACUACAUUUUUUUACCCAUCAGUAAGACGACUUUUCUACAAGACAGAUUCCUUUGAUUGCUACAAAAUUGGAUGUAUUUUGCUCACUCUUAUGAAAUACUUUAGGGCACUUAUUAGACGAGGCAACACAUUAGGUCAAACUCUGAAGGAGAAAAACUUCGUCUUACAGGCGAGUAAAUACAAUAUUUUGUGUAUUGCACAUUGUAAUAUAUGUCGUCAUUGUAAUAGAUAUGUAUUAAUUUA